Messenger RNA from Meloidogyne enterolobii, 1476 nucleotides. The record is from the annotation of a GenBank genome assembly. NCBI's taxonomy places the organism in Eukaryota, Metazoa, Nematoda, Chromadorea, Rhabditida, Meloidogynidae.
AUGAUUGGUUACGUUCUUGAGAAUUUGUCAAAUAAAAAAUUAUUUUGUUUAUUAGCAGCAUUAUUUUUUCUUCAAUCCCCCGGUCCUUCUUCUUCUAUGGAAUUUUUGCUUAGUGCUUGUAAAGAUAGAGAUGCUGGUAAAACCAGUAAAUGGUUCUAUUUACGGCCAGAUAGAGGGAAUUGUGAAAUUAUUCAUGACUUGAGGCAUCAUAAUCCAACAACAGAAGAUGCUCGUGAUUUAGUAUUUGUGGCACAAAUGCCACAUAUGAGAGAUGGAAUACAAUUAGAAUACUCUCCUCUUUUUCAAUUUUUAUUGGGUUACUUAGAUGUUAAUUUUGAGUUUACACCAGAAACUAAACCUGUUGAAAAAUCUGUUUUAAUGGAAUUUGAAGUGAGAAUUGGUUAUAAAGAAAAGGGAGAGGAUAGUCCUGAAAAUUGGAAAGAAUUAUUACCUGUUCAGAGAAUAAGGAGAACUACAGAAUGCCUAAUUGAUGAAAAUCAACAUCCCGGUUUAUCUUUCAAUUGUUCACUUACAAUUCAUCAAAAUGGGGGGUUUACUGUUGUUUGGCUAUUUUUGAAAACAAUUUUAUUUCCUUUGGUUUUUGUAAUUCUUCGUUGGUAUUGGAAGAGAAUUAAAUCUUUGCCUAGAAAUGCUGUUUUAGUUGAAAAGGCAAUUGCUGUUUUGGGGGUUUCUUUGCUUAUACUUGAUUUUCCAAUAGAAUGGUUAUCUCUUUGGAUAAAUUUACCUGCUAUUUUAUUAAUUAGUGAUAUUAAACAAGGAUUAUUUUAUGCAAUUCUUUUUUCUUUUUGGUUAAUAUUUUGUGGAGAACAUUUAAUUGAUGAUCCAGCAAGAAAUAAUUUGUUCAAUUAUUGGCGUAAUUUGUCUCUAGUAUUAAUUUCUUGUUUUUCAUUACUUAUUUUUGAUAUUUGUGAAAGGGGCCGUCAAUUAUCUAAUCCAUUUCAUUCAAUAUGGUCAUCAGAAGAUGGUUAUCCAAAUAUUGCUUUUGUUUCUAUUUUUCUUGGAAUUUUAUCAAUUUUUAUUUAUUUUGUGUUUCUUUGUUUUAAAGUUUAUAAAGUUUGGAUUGGAAUUAGUGAAUCCCGUCGUUUUCGUGUAGAGAAUGUAAUUUAUCGUUUUAAAUUUUUGAUGAUUUUAACUAUUUUUUGUGCAUUUACAACAAUUUUUGCAUAUUUAAUGCAAAGACAAAAUGAAGAAAAUUUUAAUUUUUUUGAACCAGAAGAAUUUGAAUUAAUUGAAAAUAAAGAGGAGGGAGAAAAUAAUUAUUAUUUAAAUCAAACAUUUUUAAAAAAAUUAAUUUCAAUCUCAGCAAGUGCUUUUUUAAUUGGAAUUUUUGGACAGUGGAAUUUAUAUGUUUUGUUAUUAUUAGCUUUAUAUGCACCUUCACAUAAACAUUUUAAUAAUUUAAAUUUACAAGGUACUUUAAUAUUUAAAAUAAAUAUUCUUAACUAUUAUGGGUAA